Messenger RNA from Ostertagia ostertagi, 1176 nucleotides. The record is from the annotation of a GenBank genome assembly. Lineage: Eukaryota; Metazoa; Nematoda; Chromadorea; Rhabditida; Trichostrongylidae.
AUGCCCUACAAUUACCAUUAUGACUUGGCCACGAAUAAAGCGAAAGUGAUUUUUCAAAUUGUUGUUCCGAUGGCGAGGCAUUUCGAGAAUUUCGCUGCCUAUUGUGAUAAACGGCUCCAAUAUAUUCCAAUGAACUUCAUGUUGGGAUUCUUUGUGACGGUCGUCGUGAAUCGCUGGGUGACACAAUUUGCCAAUCUUGGCAUGAUUGACAAUAUCGCCCUGUUUACCUCGGAACUUGUCAAAGGAAACGAUGAUCGAGGAAAAAAUAUACGGCGGAACAUAGUGCGGUACUGCGUCGCUUCGCAAUGCCUCGUUUUCCGGGAUAUUCAUCUGGGAGUCAGGAAACGUUUCCCAACUCUAGACACAAUGGUAGCUGCGGGCUUUUUCCAAAAGCAUGAGCUCGAGAAGUUCAAGAUCAAAACGCGUUACCUAAAUACUGGUUCCGUUCAAACGGGCUCUGCAUCUAUUGCAAUACCGGCACCGAUGAGAGAGCGUCUCAAAAAAUUGGGACAUCGCAGGAUACGCUAUCGCAAGGAAAUUCGUAGUUUCCGCACUGGGCUGUCUCUGAUCUGGACGUACGACUGGGUGCCACUGCCUGUAAUGUAUCCACAGUUGAUCUUCCUAGCCGUGCACUGCUAUUUCAUCGUCUGCAUCUUCUGCAGACAGUUCAUCAUCACUCCGACUGCAGCCAAUUAUACUGUUGUUGAUCUCUACUUUCCAAUUAUGACUUCUAUUGAGUUCAUCUGUUAUGUAGGAUGGAUGAAGGUCGCUAUGGAGCUGUUGAAUCCGUUCGGCGAAGACGACGACGAUUUUGAUUGCAACUUCCUUUUGGAUAGAAAUCUCACUGUAAGGAUUUAUCAUUCGCUUGGAGAUCUCAUCGUUCAUUUUCUCGAACAGAUCUCUUUGACUGCCGUCGAUAACGCAUUUGAUGACAUCCCAGAUAUCAGCCCUGAUAUGUUUUGGCAUGACACGGUAUCACCGUUAUAUUCACAGGAAAUGGCAGGGAAACACGUCAAUUUCUAUGUGGGCAGUGCAAAUAGAUCCGAGAUUCCUAGUGACGUGACAGAGAUCACGAUGGUGCCGCAUCCGCAGAAUGAGAAAUUCGACCAUUACAUCCAGAGGCCUUCUCGGCGUCGACGUGCUAGCGUUGUCUCAGUCAAUAGGAACCUGAAACAC